AUGCCGGAUGUGACAGGGGUUUCAGAUAUCUUGAGGAAUCCCUACAUCUUUUGUGUGCGUGGUCAAGAGAAGAAACUAGAAACAGAGACACUGAAAGUUUCCCAUCAAAAGUUUGGGGAUUUUCAAUACCUGUCAGUGAAUGGGCCUCAUCAAGCUGUGAGCCAAAUCCAGGAGCUCUGUUCGCAAUGGCUGCAGCCGGAGAUCCCCACCAAGGAGCAGAUGAUAGAUCAACUAGUGCUGAAACAGUUUCUGAGCACCCUGCCAGAGGAGAUUCAGACAUGGGUGAGGUCAAAACAGCCCAAGAACAGCAAAGAGGCAGGAACCAUGGUGGCAAACUUUAUUCAGGCAUGUGAGAAGGAAGGUUUCCUUGCUCAGGACUCUGUCCCUGCAGAAAAGAGGAACACAGAGAUGUUAGACAAUCUGCCAUCUGCUGGGUCCCAGUUCCUGGACUUCAAACACUUAGGCACAUUUCUGGUGUUUGAGGAGUUGGUGACCUUUGAGGAUGUGUUUGUGGACUUCAGCCCAGAGGAACUGAGCUCCCUUAGUGCUGCUCAGAGAAACCUCUACAGGAAGGUGAUGCUGGAGAAUUACAGGAACCUGGUCUGCCUGGGGUACCAGUUCUCUAAACCUGACAUUAUCUCACGCCUGGAAGAGGAGGAAUCACGUGCAAUGGAGACAGACAGCAGACAUACAGUGAUUUGUCAAGGAGAGUCUCAUGAUGAUUCAUUGGAACCACACCAGGGCAACCAAGAGAAACUUUUGAGUCCUAUAACAAUGAAUGACCCCAAGACUCUCACUCCGGAAAGAAGCUAUGGCAGUGAUGAAUUUGAGAGAAGCUCUAGUCUUAGUGAACAAUCAGAGGAUCCUCUAGGAAAGGAUCCCCAGGAAGGCACUGCCCCUGGAAUAUGUACGAGUCCCCAGUCAGCAUCCCAAGAGAACAAACACAACAGAUGGGAAUUUUGCAAACGAACCUUUAGUACUCAAGUAGCCCUUGGGAGACACGAACAGAUCCAUACUGGGAAGAAACCCUAUGAAUGUAAACAGUGUGGUGAAGCCUUCUAUCUCAUGCCACACCUCAACAGACAUCAGAAGACCCAUUCUGGUAGGAAGCCUUCUGGCUCCAAUGAAGGUAGAAAGCCUUCCAUCCAGUGUGCGAAUCUCUGUGAACGUGUAAGAAUUCAUAGUCAGGAGGACUACUGUGAAUGUUUGCAGUGCGGCAAAGCUUUUCUCCAGAAUGUGCAUCUUCUUCAACAUCUCAAAGCCCAUGAGGCAGCAAGAGUCCUUCCUCCUGGGUUGUCCCACAGCAAGACAUACUUAAUUCGUUAUCAGCGGAAGCAUGACUACAUUGGAGAGAGAGCCUGCCAGUGUUGUGACUGUGGCAGAGUCUUCAGUCGGAAUUCAUAUCUCAUUCAGCAUUACAGAACUCACACUCAAGAGAGGCCUUACCAGUGUCAGCUAUGUGGGAAAUGUUUCGGCCGACCCUCAUACCUCACUCAACACUAUCAACUCCAUUCUCAAGAGAAAACUGUCUAGUGCAAUCACUGUUGAGAAACCUUCAGGCACAGCACACACUUUUCUCAACAUGUUUGGCUUCAUCCUAGAAAGAGUGUUCUGAAUGUGAGAAGGUCUUUCACUGGCCCCCACACCUUGUUAACAACUUGAAAAUUCAUCAAAGUGUGGUAAAAAAAAAAAAAAAGUUGCAAUUUUUUGAAGAGGGGAUUCCUCACGUGUCACACAGGUGAAAAGCUUACAAAGAAUAUUUUUGUUGCAUAGGAAAGUAGCUAACAGAUUUUGCCUUUUUCAGUGAUACUCAUCGUGAGGGAGGAUUGCCCUCCUUUCUAUCAGAAUGGAUUCGUGGAUAUGUAUUCUAUGGGCUGUAAUUCAGUACUGUCAUUUAUUUUGUUGUUCAAAUGGCUACAGCUUUGGCCAUUGGGAGCUCUUUCAAGUCGGCUCCUGUGCCUUUUCCAUAAGCUCCCAUCCUUUUCAGGAACCACUUCCUUUCUGCAUCUUCCAUAAUUUUUCUCCCUUCACCUCCAGGAAAACCCUGUCAUGUCUUUAAGGUAGUUUCUACCUCAUUCACUCUCUCAUGAAAUCCUGCUUCUUUCCCCAUGGUCAGAAGACUCAUAGCCUGAUCAGUCUUUUAUUUCACUUCUCCCGUUGCAGUUUUUGCUAAAUCUGUAUUCUGCUUGAACUGUUAUUUACUUAACAUAUUUUUAAUGGACUCAUUUAUGUUUUUUAAACGUCAGUACCUCUACUUAAAAAGGAAAUUUUUAAAUCACCUCAGACAAAGGGUUUUACUCACACCAUAACCAGACUUCCCUGAUCAUCUCCAAGAUGUCCUUUGACAGUUGGCUUGUUUCAAUCUGGUCUAAAUGUGGUCCACAGAUUGCAUUUCGUUGUUUGAUCUCUUAAGUCUCUUAAUCUAAAGCAAUCCCCUCUCACAAUUUUAAGGCCUGUGCAACCCUGAGGUUAAUAUAGAACUUCCCUCCUGUUCCUACCCAGUUCGUGAUAUGUCUAACAGUUUAGACACUCCUCUUCAUGUUUACAUUUUCAAAUUUAGAAGAACUCAUUUAAAAAUUCUUAUAUUUCAUUGUGGUAAAAACCACAUAAAGCUUAGUGUCUUAACUGUUUUUAAGCAUACAGUUCAGUAAUGUUUAGUAUAUUCACAUUGUAGGCUGGGCACGGUGGCUCGCGCCUAUAAAUUUAGAAACACUCAUGUUUUAAGUUUUUUAGUGGUGAUGCAAGUAAUAUACAUUCCUUGAAGAAAACUAGAAAAUGUUUGUUUUUUCUUUGAAUAUUUGUGUUUCCCCCUCCCAAAUAUACUUGCUGCUAAAAGUUUGUGCCCAUUUUUUCUUAUGCAUAAAUCUGUAUAGUUUCUAAAAAUUAUAUUUUUAGGCUGGGCAUGGUGGCCCAUGCCUGUAAUCCUGGCACUUUGGGAGU
Messenger RNA from Nomascus leucogenys (northern white-cheeked gibbon), 2940 nucleotides. RefSeq names its product zinc finger imprinted 2 (gene ZIM2). NCBI's taxonomy places the organism in Eukaryota, Metazoa, Chordata, Mammalia, Primates, Hylobatidae. Gene Ontology annotation, molecular function: RNA polymerase II cis-regulatory region sequence-specific DNA binding; DNA-binding transcription factor activity, RNA polymerase II-specific. The transcript has 5 exons. The record is from RefSeq and is a predicted model, not a curated record. Bases 1 to 1533 code for a protein of 510 amino acids. Gene Ontology annotation, biological process: regulation of transcription by RNA polymerase II.